AUGGCUGCUGCUAUGGUCGCGUCGGAAUCUUCCCUCAGCAGUCGCGUUUCCCUGAUCUCUCUUGACCCGGCCAUUGCCAGUCAGAUCACCGGGACCACUCGGACAACAACCGCCCCUUCCGCCUCGCAACAUGGCUCUAGCCCAAGAAAAAGCACAAAAACGCCCGAUACUGAGGUGUCGCGCAAGCAUGUGAGGAACAAUUCUGCCCCGAGCGUCUCGGAUAAGAGGGGACCGACUUCGCUACGGCGCGUGAAGGAUAGUACGGAGGUCUUGAGACAGCGCUCUACAAAGUCCUCGAGCAGGAAGGCAAAACAGAGUCUGGAGCCGGUGUCCGACAACGUCCAUGGACGCAACUUCAUUGUCGGCAAUGUCGGGACCGGAGGUGUCCUCUAUCUGACUCCUUCAAUGCACCAGAAAGCUAACCCGAGCCCUACCUCCGUUGCCUCGCCAGCACAAUUGCCAUCGACUGCACCAGCCCUGCUUAGCACUGGCGAAACCCCUGCUCUACCGAAAGAAAGGGCGUCUACCAGCAGGUCAGAGUCAUCUUCCCAAUCUCGACGAACCGCCUCGAAGCGAUCAGCUAGGCCUUCGCGAAGACCCGCCGUCGUUCUCAACCAUGGUCGGUCGCAGUCGUUCUCCACCGUCGAAGAGCACCGGCAGUCGCUGCUUGGGCCACAGGCCCGGACCGUAAGAAUCGUCAUACAUCGCCCAGAAACAGCGAGACCGAGCACAUCGCAAGAUUCCACAAGGGAGCCCGCGCCAGAGCUGCAUCCAACUCUGGAAGUUCCUAUUCCACAUUACCGCAUCGGUACUUUCCGUCUGAGUUCCAAUGGAACGCCCAUGCUGCGGGGUUCUUCCUACACACCGGCCUCUGCCACGCCAUCCGAUGUUACGCCUACUACAGCGAUCAUGCAGGCAGAAGGUUACUUUGGCGGGCCUCCGCCUGCCAGCCUCAAAGCAUUCGCUGGUCUCGAACCAAAGGAGACGGGCGCCAUGGAUGCUGCCUCCCUCCGACCACCGAUGCCAUUUCUGUCCCAGGGCACGUCUGCACCGACUGCCAGUUUGCCCAGUAUGGUCCAACCGGAAGUAUUUGACGACCUGACCCAGAUCUACGACGAUCCCUCCGUCGUCCGGUAUUGCCAGAACGUGAGAGAGAUCACAGCAGCUACCCCCGCCCGCAUCAUCGCUCAGAUUUCGUCCGAUUCAUUCAUGGACUACGACCUUGUGUCAGACUUCUUCCUCACAUUCAGGUCAUACAUGUCCACCUAUCAGGUGCUCGAUCUGCUGCUUGCGCGACUGAGGUGGGCUAUUGGUCGACUGGAAGACGAUGGACGGAUCAUCCGAGUCCGCACCUUCGCUGCUCUUCGACAUUGGAUCCUCAACUACUUCAUGGACGACUUCUUUCUCGAUCGCCGCCUGAGGACACGCUUCUGUAGAGAGGUCAACAGAUUGUACCUCGACGUCAAGGCGAGUCCGAAGCAUGGGUUUAGUGAUCUCAAGCUGUUGCGCGACUUGAAACGAUGCUGGAAUGGACGUUGUUCGUUGUGCUGGGAUCCCGAGGACUUCGACUUGGACGGCGACCAGGACGAAGAGAUUCAUCCUGGAGGAGACGCGGACGAUGACAGUACGCCGAAGUUGCAAACUACUAUACAGCCUCCCCACAUAAGACCCGAGUCCCCUCAAACUCCCGUGCUAAGAGGGCCGACUCACAGUUGGUUCGAUCCAGACGCUGUCCUCAGACCCAGCCACGAACGCCAGGAGUCUAACAAUUCGGGCCUCUUGAGUGACGGCAGCCUUCAAGCGAGUUCCUGCUUCGUCCCGAGGAACAUUCUCCGGCCUGGCACCGAUGACGAAGCUGCGCGGUCGAGAGCUCGCCAUCCAGUUUCCGUCCAGUUGCGGCGAAAAAACGCUCCAGCGAAUCUGCAAGUCAUCACCCAACCGACAGCGGCACCGAAGUCGCUUGGCCAUAGAAAAGGAGCAAGUUCAAUCGAUAGUAACCGAGAACCGACUCCACGCAAAGCCCAAGCUGACCCGCCAGUGCCCACGAUAGAUGAAGGCAGUAUCAUUCGGGGGCUGCUGUACAGCCCAAGCGCCCCGUUCGUACAGAUCGCUUCCUCCCACUCGACCCAGUCGCUCGACAGGAGUGACACGUUACGAGUCGGCUCCAGAAGAGAGCCGGGUGGUACACAGUCAGCUGCACAACCUCCUGCGAGAAACAUUUUUGGGUCAUUACGGAAGGUGCUUGGAAACAAGCAUGGCCAGCUUGAUGUGACGCUUCUCACGGUCUCACAAUCCGCCCAAGAAGUCCCCAUUCGAGAUCAAACAUCACAGCUGCCGCUCAACAUCUCCAAGUCCCACGAUGAACUCCGGAACAAGACAACAGCAGGCAUGCCGAGAAAAGGCGAAGUCCGUAUUGACCUUCUCUCGGCAGCAGUCUGCCAGAAUUACGAGACAAAGUUUCCUUCCAAGCAUCGGAUAACCUACGGACCACUUUUCGCCACGAAUCCUGGUCUACGACCAGCUACGUCGAGCCAGGAAAGUCUUAGGCCGCAGCGAGCGGCUAGUCAUGCUACUCGUCAAAGCGGUUCCAUUUUGAUUGUGGAUGACACGCGUCUCGAUCUGCCGUCGAUGUCUGGUGCGCUCGCCAUGGCAAAUAAGGAGCUUGAAGUUAUUCCGGCGCCCGUGCUUGUUGGUCCUCCUGGAACUGCUCUGGACGACCGCAAAGAGAGUUUUGACGCAGUCGCAACACAAAGAAGCUCAAAUGUUCUUCCGCAAUAUGCAGAGACGCCGCCCACACAGGGCAGCCAUGAUACACUGGAGCAGGUGAUGGUAGAUUUAGCUGUUCCCGCCAGGACGUCGGAAGACAAUGGUUCUAUCUCUCCUAGGGUGGAAAGAACGCAUUCUCCUACCACAGCCAGUUCCAGAACCGUGAAGGAAGAGCUCAGACACGCCAAUACACCUGGAGCCGAGCCUGAACCCACAACCGUUCUGAAGAGCACAGAAGACCAAGACACAGAGGGAGAGGAAUCUGAGUCCGAGCUGAAAUUGCCAACCCAGACACUUAGGCGGAGACCAGGAGGAGACUUGCGUGGCGUUGAAAACGUGCAAGAGCUGGAUCAUGGUUUUCAUCACACUUCCCUCGAUACGGCCAGCGCAGUAUCCGAUUCCCCCCAUGAAUCCUUGCUUAUCAUGAAGACCGAGACUGCCAAGCAGGCUCCUCCAGUGGGGGGUCCCCCGGUUGAGGUUCCCCCAGCGCCCAAGCCUAUUUCCUUAAUCAACACUCACUCUUCUCAGCACCUUCGCCCAUCGUUCGAGGCGGCGGUCGCCGGUUUCUCUGAUAUUCCCGACGAUGAAGAUGGUGGGCUCGAGGCUACUCUUUUGAAACUUGAGGGUCGUUAUGAAAAGAGGUCACCUCCGAUGGAGCAGCAUCCCUUGGACGGCAAUUCGAGGCGUCGAUCGUUGCCCGAGCUUAGCCGUAUCUCUCAGUCUCGACUUCAAGAGCAUGCAGUCAAUGUUGAAGCCCCAGUCGCUGGUACGUCUGUACAUGUCCGUACGACGGUAGACGAAAUCGCCUCUGAAGAGUCGAACGACGAGCCUCUUACUCCGGAACCAGUGGUGGCCGAAGCCAGGCCAGCAGCCUCGCGGAGGUCUUCGAUCUAUGGGCUACCGACCGAGUCUGUUGCAGACUCCGAAGAGUCGUAUGGUUCUCUGCCGCUCUUGCAACGCGAUGAAGGCCAGGAGAGUUCUCCUGUGAUACCACAUCCAAAACCCCCCACAGAUUUACCACUCGUGGCUCCGGGAUAUUUCCCACAGGACCCGCCGCAGUUGUUUCACCUGCCGAAAGGACCUCCACCGAGUGGUAACAAGCACAGAAACAGCAUUCCUCGCCCGGGCACGGCCAACGAGAGCGCGCACUCGUUCCUUCUUGACGAGGACGAGAAUCUGUCGGAUUUGUCGUCGGAGAUUUCUGUCGACAUCAUAAACUAUUCAGAGGUGGUCGACCGCUCGAUCUCGCCCAUGCUUGCAGCGCCGGGGACUGCUAUCUCCGGCCUCGAGAUACCGGCGCAUCCUUUGACCUAUGCGUCGGUCGUGGAUCUAAGAAUACCCACGCCACCAGAACAGGCCUCGGAUCCAAUACCGCGGGGCGAGAAACCAGAAAACACCAAGGCGACAAACACACGACAGCCAUCUAAGCAGCAGGACUCUCUAUCCACUCAGACCUUGGCACGUCUGCCCGCUGGUCCGGCGCACAUGCCCUUUAUCCUCGCCUGUGACUCGCAAAUUCUUGCCCAACAGAUGACACUGGUCGAAAAAUCCGCAUUAUGUGAAGUCGAGUGGUCCGAUCUGGUGGAGAUGCGUUGGGAUAGCAAGAAUGCCGAGGUUGUAGACUGGGUCGAGUGUCUGUCAAAUGGUAAUAUCCGGGGGAUCGACCUGGUCAGCACGCGGUUCAACCUGGUCGUGAAAUGGGCACUGUCGGAGAUUGUCCUGACCCACGACAUCCACGAGCGGGCUCGGGUUAUCACCAAGUAUAUCCACGUGGCAGCACAUGCGCGCAGGUUGCACAACUAUGCGACGAUGUUGCAGCUCACACUUUCCCUCACGUCUACCGAUUGCACUCGUCUGUCAAAGACGUGGGCCUUAGUAUCGAGCCCAGACAAGUCUCUACUCAAGCACAUGGAGACCCUUGCACAGCCUUUGCGCAAUUUUCACGACCUGCGAACGGAAAUGGAGUCGGCCGACCUCAAUGACGGCUGCGUUCCUUUUCUGGGACUGUAUAUUCGGGACUUGACAUAUAAUGCACAGAAGCCCAGUCACCUCCCCGGCGGUCGUAAUAACGAGUCUCUGGUCAACUUCGAGCGUUAUCGAAGUACCGCUGUGAUUGUCAAGGGGCUACUGCGACUUAUCGAUGCCAGCUCCAGGUACAAUUUCGAACCCGUCCCCGGGAUUAUUGAGCGAUGUCUCUGGCUGGCCGCUCUGAGCGACGAUCGAAUACGUAGUGCAAGCAAAGCUCUGGAGGAGUAG
Molecule: messenger RNA, 5022 nt
Organism: Cladophialophora carrionii CBS 160.54
Lineage: Eukaryota; Fungi; Ascomycota; Eurotiomycetes; Chaetothyriales; Herpotrichiellaceae
Exons: 2
Coding region: 1-5022 (1673 amino acids)
Biological process (GO): Ras protein signal transduction; positive regulation of GTPase activity
Cellular component (GO): plasma membrane
Molecular function (GO): guanyl-nucleotide exchange factor activity
Source: RefSeq, a predicted model, not a curated record